This is a messenger RNA of Drosophila ananassae, 6401 nucleotides long. RefSeq names its product palmitoyltransferase app (gene app). Gene Ontology annotation, molecular function: protein-cysteine S-palmitoyltransferase activity. Gene Ontology annotation, biological process: protein targeting to membrane; peptidyl-L-cysteine S-palmitoylation. The record is from RefSeq and is a predicted model, not a curated record. Lineage: Eukaryota; Metazoa; Arthropoda; Insecta; Diptera; Drosophilidae. The coding region runs from base 1699 to 3954 and encodes 751 amino acids. Gene Ontology annotation, cellular component: Golgi apparatus; endoplasmic reticulum. The transcript has 11 exons.
UCGGCAAGAGUAACAGCUGUUAGAGCCAAACUUCUGUUAUUGCUGUUAGUGACAAACGCGCACUCGAAGAAGAAGCAUCAAAACACGGAUGCCACUAAAAGUAUAAAAUAAAAUAAAAAAUAAAAAACAGCGCCGGCUGACGAAUAAGGUUGACUUUUGGAUCGAAAUGUGUCAUUAAAGAAGCGCCUUCUAGUUUUUAUGUAAUUUAAUAAUCCCUCCAACGGAGUCGAUCCCAAAAUGUUAAAUUAAAAAAAAAAAUAAAGUAGCGGGCAGAAAGCCAGAGAGACGGGAUCGAAACUGCCGCUUCCACGUCGCGCCGCCUCAAGUACCCACAAAACUCUGUAAACUCUGUUCGAAAAACACACAUUUUUCUAAAAUCGACAAGUGCUCCGAGGUCAUCGCUUUAAUGUUUCUGCUGCUCCCGAGGCUGCGGGCUGGUAACUCAUCGUUUUAAUAAAAAAACACAACAAAAUCGGCGGCAAGUUUGGACCGGACUGGAAGCUGGAGUUUGGCGGCCCAUAAAAAGGACAUCCCCCCGGCUGCCCCCUCGGCACUCAACUAAGCCGGACCCCGGCCAACUCAAACUCAAACUGAAACUCAAACCAAACCCGACCAAUUCGACGCCGACGCCAAUUUUAACUACAGUCGUCGGUGGCGCCAGCAGCGAAUAGCGAAUAAUUGAAUCAUAAAGGACGAGGACGGGCCACCGAUUCGGAGCCAGAGCAGGAGCCGGAGCAGGAGCAGGGGCAGGAGCAGCGAGCCAGGAUCAACAAAGCCGAGCAAAUAAUUGCUGUAUAGAACGCGAAACGUGGUCCAGCGUGCUCCGCCCAUUUCGGCGUAUCCGGCAGGAGGAUUGAAAAGGCGGCUGGAGGCAGGAGGCAGGCGGGCAGCUGCAGGGAAAUGACAGCCGUCCUGCUUUAAUUAAAGGCGCCUCUUUUUCGGGAGGAGGCGUGGCGCGUGCUCAGUGCAAUAAAAGGAGCAAAUUGAAACGCAAUGUGGCUGUGGAUGCCGCGGACCGUGGACAACGCAACAAAGUGGACGAAAUUGCUUUUGGAAGAACACGAGAGCACGAGAGGGGCAGGCAUUAAUUUUGAUUAAGCUCACCUGGAGCCUUCGCAUUGUAUUAGCCCUAAAAGUUGGGGCUACGUGCAGCAAUUUGUUGCAAACUUUAGGCCCUUCGAGGAGAUCCUUUGCGGUGGUGUGCAUGAAAUUCCAGCCGGAAAAUAGCAAACAGGAGCUGAAGCAGAAGCAGAAGCAGAAGGCAUCUUGUGGUAGUCGGUUUUGCGUGCCGCAGGCAUUGCAACAGCUACACAUGAACACGUCCCUGUGACAGGAGGAGAGCGAGGAGUGAGGAGAGCGAGAGCGAGAGGGGGCAUAGGACCCUGUCAGGGGACCCGAGGAAAACGGCAUAAUUUCGUCAACUGCAGCCGGGUGAACUGUCGCCUGCAAAACAGCAUUCAACCCACCAUCACAUCACCAGACCACCACCACCACCACUAGCACCUCCACCCAAAGGACACCCCCACAACAGCCACCCAGACUUGCCAGCCAACACAUCAGCAGCAGCCCCGUCAUCGCUGUCACAGUCAGCACUGUCAAGGAGAAGGCACAGAGGAAGAAACCCGAGCAAGAAACAGGACCCAACCCUGGGCGAACACUCCCAACCGAAGCACCAGCCCACUCCCCAGGACCGCCCCGAUGAAUCUGCUGUGCUGCUGUUGUUGCAGUAACAUGGCACCAAACCAGCGCGUCACACGCAAAUGGGAACUGUUUGCCGGACGCAAUAAAUUCUACUGCGAUGGAUUGCUAAUGUCCGCACCCCACACGGGCGUCUUCUACUUGACGUGCAUCCUGAUCACCGGCACCAGUGCGCUCUUCUUUGCCUUCGACUGCCCAUUCCUGGCGGAGCGCAUCAAUCCGGUCAUUCCCAUUGUGGGAGCGAUUCUCUACUUCUUCACCAUGAGUUCCUUGCUGCGCACAACCUUCACGGAUCCCGGCGUCAUACCGCGAGCCUCCAACGACGAGGCCGCCUAUAUCGAAAAGCAAAUUGAGGUGCCAAACUCGCUGAACAGCCCCACAUAUCGACCGCCGCCGAGGACCAAGGAGGUCCUCGUCAAAGGACAGACGGUCAAGCUGAAAUACUGCUUCACGUGCAAAAUCUUCCGGCCGCCGAGGGCCUCGCACUGCAGUCUGUGCGACAACUGCGUGGACCGAUUCGAUCACCACUGUCCCUGGGUGGGAAACUGCGUGGGAAAGCGGAACUAUCGGUUCUUUUAUUUGUUUCUAGUCUCAUUGGCAUUUUUAGCUGUAUUUAUAUUCUCGUGCUCUGUGACGCAUUUAGUUUUAUUGAUGAAAACCGAGCAGGAGGUCUUCGAAGUAAUCAAGAAGGCGCCCUUCACUGUGAUUGUUGUGUUUAUUUGCUUCUUCUCGAUAUGGUCCGUGAUCGGCCUGGCCGGCUUCCACACCUAUCUGACGACGAGCGAUCAGACAACCAACGAGGAUCUCAAGGGAUCCUUCUCCUCCAAAGGCGGUCCCCGCACCCAGAAUCCCUAUUCGCGGGGCAACAUCUGCCUGAACUGCUGUCACAUCCUGUGCGGACCCAUGACACCCUCGCUGAUCGACAGACGCGGCAUCGCCACCGACGAGUUCAUCCAGCAGAUGCAGCACCAGUCGAGCCCGCGGCACGCCCUGAGCGACGUGCUGAGUGCCUCGCACAUGGUCACCACCUCGCAGCCCAUGAUGGGCGGCGGGGCGGGUGGGAUCGGGGGUGCCGGCGGAGGCAUCAGCAUCGGGGGCGCGGAGCUGAAGCCGCGCUUCUACGACGAGUCCAAUCCCUCCUCCUCGACAAUGGAGGGCAAUGGAGGUGCCGCCAACGGCCAUGGGAACGGCUUCGAGCAUCCGCCGCCCAGCUACGACCUCGUCCAAAACGGUAAGUCCCGCAAGCAGCACCAGCAGCGCUGCUCCCUCCAGACCCUGCUGCCCGCCAGCGCCCAGCACCAGUUCAAGGCCAACAAGCACAAGCAGCUCAAGCAGCACCACCAUCUCAAGCAGCAGCUGGUGGCCGCCGAGCUGCAAAUGCAGCAGCAGCAGCACGAGGGGUCCGGCGUGGGGCCGCACUCCCCCUCGCUGCUCCGCUCGCCGGCCACCUCCUCCUCCUACCGGCUGAACCUGAAGCGCUCGCUGCACCUGCCGCUGACGCCGUCGUACGACGAUGUGCGCCACUCGCCGCUGCCGCUACUGCACCACCACGUGCACGCCCAGCAGACCACCGCCAUUGGCAGCGUGGCAGCAGCCGCAGCGGCCGUGGCUUCCGGCGCCAGUGGGGGCGGCGGCGGAGGAGGAGGGUCCUCCUCGUCCACGACAGCACCCACUUCGGUGUCCGCCUCCUUAGCAACGGCUCCCCCGCCGCUGGCGCCGCGACGACCGUCGACGCUGCAGCUGCAGGGCAGCGGAGCCGUCUCGGCCAGCAACAGCACUCUGACCACCAUCCACACCUCGGCGCCCCAGCCGCCGGCACCCACGGACUUCAAGUACUACUCCCCGCAACGCAGCACGGACUCCAACCUGAUGCGCAACUACCCGUUCCCGAAGCAGGGGCGCGCCAUGCGCCGCCAGUCGACCCAGUCGGUGGACUCGCAGAAGGUCAACAUCGCCGGCUACCAGCCGCUGCCCAUGCGGAAGCCCUACAAGCACCAGGAGGUGAUGUUCGAGCUGAAGUCUCCGACCAACCGGCUCACCAUUCGCGAGUGCGACUUUGGCGGUGGCGGUGAACCCUGCGACGACGAUCAGUCGAUCAAGGACAGCCAGAUCUUUCGUGUUAGUAAACGAAAUCUUUAUAUGAAUCACCGGUCGCCGUGGAAGGAGCGCGACCGCUACUCGAAUCUCUACGAGUACUCGUUCAACAUCGAUCUCAAUUCGAUCAUCGAGGAUGCGGCGGGCAGCGACUCGUCAUAGUACGCAGUCCGUAGCCGUAGCUCUGUCCGUAGCUCUGGGAGCCGCCGUCUGCUCCGUUUCCGUUUCCUGUUACUCCUCGAUGGGUUGUUAGGCGCUGUACAUAAGGUGGGGCUUCAGCCAGCCCAUUUCCUACUGCUUCCAAGCUUCUGCUAAGGCAAGGAUUUGAUUUAGGACCUCUGCUCCGAGGAAGUCCCAUUAAAAUUGUUUCAAUUCUACUAUCCGAGUUUAGGACUUGCCUUACAAUCAGGGCUGCAAAAGCUGUUUGAAUUGAACCUAUAUUCAGUGGUUCGGAAUGUGUUUUUAAUCAUUUCAAAAGCAAUUAAUUUACUUUAUCGGACGCUUAAUCUAGGCCAAUUAGAAUAAUUAUUGUUGUGCGAAUUGGUGAAAUUUAGCAUAUAGAAUCGAUUGUGUGCAGUGUGGCAUUUAAAAUCGGGAUAACAAUUGCUUCUCUGUUCAGUUGAGCCUGUAACCCAGAAACCUGGAACCCAAAAUAUUGGCUUUUGCGAACAACUGGAGAACAACGAAAAGUUUGCAGCCUUGAUUCUAACUUUGAGGGAAUCUAUCACAGUCUGAUUGAGGCACUUGGCUUCCACGCUUAGGUGAUGCGCUUAGAUGUUAGUUGGAAAGUAACUGCUAUUUGGAAUUUAUGUUUGCACCCGUUUGUAGAUGUCGAAAUUGUAUAAUUUUUGUUUGAAUGUUUGCCCCAGCCCCUGCUCCAGCCCCUGCCCCUGCCCCUGCCCACCUGAACUUGCCCCAAAAAAAACUUGGUUCAUAGAAACUUUUGCGUUUAUAUAGCACCUGUUUCCCAGGCUAGGUGCGCCGGAUCUCUUCUGCUGCCAAGGCAGGCAUUCCGAUCGCUUGCCAACGGCAACAGGGGAGCCUCGGCGCCGGGGCCGUUAAGUAACCCAUGUAUAUGUGUAUCCACCUUGGUCUACGUCCCAGCGCCGCCACCUCCAAAAAGUGAACCAACCGACUAACCAACCAAGCAACCUACUAACCAGAAACCAAAAACCAAAAACCAGUAACCAGUAAACCAACAUCCCCAACCAAGCAUGUUGUUUGAUCUUUUCGCCUCGUAGUAGUACGCUUAAGUUUUCCGUUGUUACUUUCUGUUGGGGAAUCCUGUGAGAUUCCCUCCGGCUGAGUGGCCUCUGAAGAUCGCAGUCACUUGGAGAUUUAGUUGGGAAUUGUUUUGUCAGCCGGAAGGUUUCAGCCGAACCGAGCUACAUAGAUUAGAAGCAAUUAGAGAUCACGGGAAAUUAGCAAACACUUAAUGAGCCAAAGUAACUGCCAUUUAUCAAAGCAACAUUUUGUUAGGACUUUUUUCAUUUUUACAAUGAAAAUUUAAAUUAAAAUUAAAUGUAAACGUAAAACCAAACAUGAUGCAAUUCAAUAAGAAUUUGAUAAACUUUGUAUCGGUGUUAAGGAGUCGUUUUUAACUACUAAACGGAAUACAUAAAAUAUUGUUGCAAUAUUGAAUCUAUAAGGAUCGAAUACAGAACACAGAAUUCAGAAUAUGUCUUAACCGUGGAAUAUUGGAACAUUGCCAAGUGACUGCUGCAAAUAAUUAGCAAUAAAUGAAUGCGUUAUUGAAAUUGAAACGAAAUUGAAUAUUUAUACCUAGUUGUAAUAGUUGAAGAACAAAACCGAACAAACAUUUCUCAGACAGAAGACGGAAGAUGGAAGAUUUUUGGGGGGAGGUGAAAAUCGUGAAGCGUAUUAGGUAAUAAGCCAGCUUAAAGAAUAUCCAAGGCUUUAAAUCUUGAGCAUUAACAAUAUUAUGAGUUCCUUUUAUGGUUAAAUUGCAUUGGCGCGAGGUUAUUGAAUAGGUAGUUGAAAGUAUACAUUAUAUAUUAUAUAUAUGAACAUGUAAGCGAGUGUUAAGCAAAGAUGCAAAAGCAAUUUAUAUACUUAUAUAUACACAAUAUGUAUGGUUAAAUGUUGGGCAAUAAAGUGUACUCUAGCGUAUGUUCAAAAUUGAUCUGAUCUGUAUGAGAAUGUUAGGGGAUCGUCAUCAGAUCUGUAACUGUAAUAUGUAAGAACUAACCCGAUGUUUCAGGCAGGGCGCGAGACCUACUUGCGUUCGCGAUCCUGGACUAUUAUUGGAAUCAUUCAAAUAUAUGCAUAACCCCGAACCACCACCCCGAACACACUUGCCGCCACGGCAAGGAGGCCCAAGGGCUAGAAGCUUCUUCCGCCCACUUUUAGUUUGAUUUUGCCCCGAUUUAGACCUACAACCUCUUGAUUUAUCGCACACUAAUGUGAAACUCUUUCUAUAUCUUUCAACUGACUGUGUGGAAAACUAACAAAACACAUACGAACACAACCCCUUUGCGAAACUAACUAAACCACAAACUCAAAAAUGACCAAAACUAAACUGCAAUUGAGCGAAAGUUGUCGAGGGCCGCUUAAGACUAGAGUAAAAAUGCAUUUUAAGCCUUAAUUGG